Messenger RNA from Macrosteles quadrilineatus (aster leafhopper), 525 nucleotides. RefSeq lists its product as uncharacterized. Bases 1 to 525 code for a protein of 174 amino acids. The transcript has a single exon. The record is from RefSeq and is a predicted model, not a curated record. NCBI's taxonomy places the organism in Eukaryota, Metazoa, Arthropoda, Insecta, Hemiptera, Cicadellidae.
AUGAGAUCCUCUAGAUGUGGUCUGAGUAUAGAGGCGCUUCGCACACUGUACAUUUCUUUGGUGAGGUCAAGACUUGAGUAUUGUAGCUCUAUAUGGUCACCCCACCAACAGUGCUACAUUGAUCGUCUGGAGAGCGUCCAGUGCCGAUUUCUACGUCUUAUUGGGUGUAGGAUGGGUUACAUGUACCGGGAUGUACCUACCCAUGACAUCAGAAGGUUUCUUGGACUUGAUACCCUGGCCAAGAGGAGGGAAAUCAGUGAUGCCAUGUUCCUGUUCAAGAUACUAAAUGGACGAAUCAACUGUCCUGAUCUGCUUGCGCUGAUUGACCUGCAUGUUUCCCCACCUAGAUCCACUCGUUCCAAUGUGAUGUUUGCUCGCCAACACUGGUCCACGAACUAUGAACUUUAUAGCCCUCUUUCUAGACUGCAUCGACUCGGCAAUCGGCUCUGUCACUAUGUGGACUUCUUUGACUGCUGUCCACGGGUUGUCAAGAGGAUUGCGUCUUCGGUUCUUGAGGAACAGUAA